This is a messenger RNA of Silurus meridionalis, 7226 nucleotides long. RefSeq names its product polymerase (DNA directed), epsilon (gene pole). Gene Ontology annotation, molecular function: nucleotide binding; zinc ion binding; DNA-directed DNA polymerase activity. Gene Ontology annotation, biological process: leading strand elongation; mitotic cell cycle; DNA replication proofreading. Gene Ontology annotation, cellular component: epsilon DNA polymerase complex; nucleus. The record is from RefSeq and is a predicted model, not a curated record. Lineage: Eukaryota; Metazoa; Chordata; Actinopteri; Siluriformes; Siluridae.
CCGAGGGCAUGGCAGAGAUCAGGAGAGGUUGAGAGCAGGAGUCUAUCUGUGUCUUCAUGUUAGUUUUUCGGUUGCCUGGACAUUGUAGCUAUUAUUGGACAAGAACAAAACAUAAUUAGUGAAAGAUAUUAAGAAAUAAACCGCAAUGGUUUUGCAAAACAGUGGGAGAUUUAAAGCAGAUCGAGCCGGAGGAGGGGAUCAGGACAAGCAGCAGGAUGACUGGUCUAGUUUGUCCGCCGUCAAGCGGCUCGAGCGCAGCCAGUUCACGGAUGAAAUGGACGCCCGCUACGGCUUCGAGCGCAUGAAGGAGCCUGGAGAAAAAACCGGCUGGUUGAUUAACAUGCAUCCGACAGAGAUUCUGGAUGAUGAUAAGCGGAUGAUAAGUGCAGUGGAUUAUUAUUUUAUUCAGGAGGACGGCAGCAGGUUUAAGGUUGCACUGCCGUACAAGCCAUACUUCUACAUAGCGACUAAAAAGAACUGUGAGAGAGAAGUCAUUUCCUUUUUAUCAAAGAAGUUCCAAGGAAAGAUCUCAAAGCUUGAGACGGUCUCCAAGGAGGAUCUCGACCUGCAUAACCACCUGGUGGGACUGAAGAGGACCUACAUUAAACUGUCCUUUAACACCGUGGACGAUCUGGUCAAAGUGAAGCGGGAGAUCUCACCUGCUGUGAAGAAGAACAGAGAGAGGGAGACCUCCAACGACACCUACACAAGCAUGCUGUCCAGUGCCCUUGUUGGUGGAAGCGUGACGUCGGCUGAAGAAGACGGCACGUCUAAGAAAAUGACAGACCAGCUGGACAACAUUGUGGACAUGAGGGAGUACGAUGUGCCCUACCACGUUAGACUGUCCAUCGACCUCAAGAUCCAUGUGGCUCACUGGUAUAAUGUGCGGUACAGAGGAAGUGUUUAUCCCCCCGAGAUUGUGCGUCGUGAUGACCUCGUGGAAAGACCAGAUCCUGUUGUCUUGGCGUUCGAUAUCGAAACCACCAAACUCCCUCUAAAGUUCCCAGAUGCAGAAACUGACCAGAUCAUGAUGAUCUCCUACAUGAUCGAUGGGCAGGGUUUCCUCAUUACCAACAGAGAGAUCGUCUCCGAGGACAUCGAGGAUUUUGAGUUCACCCCUAAGCCGGAGUACGAGGGCCCGUUCACUGUGUUUAACGAACCCGAUGAGGCUGCUCUAAUCCAGAGAUGGUUCGAGCACAUCCAUGAGACCAAGCCCAACAUUUUUGUCACUUAUAACGGGGACUUCUUUGACUGGCCGUUUGUAGAGGUGCGUGCGGCUCACCACAACCUCAACAUGUAUCAAGAGAUCGGUUUCCAGAAGGACGGCCAGGGAGAGUACAAGUCCAGUCAGUCUAUUCACAUGGACUGCCUCAGGUGGGUAAAGAGAGACAGCUACUUGCCUGUCGGAAGCCACAAUCUGAAAGCAGCAGCGAAAGCCAAGCUGGGUUAUGACCCUGUGGAGUUGGACCCGGAGGAGAUGUGCCGCAUGGCCACCGAGGAGCCGCAGACUUUGGCCACCUACUCGGUGUCCGACGCUGUGGCCACCUAUUAUCUCUACAUGAAAUACGUUCAUCCCUUCAUCUUCGCCCUGUGCACCAUCAUUCCCAUGGAGCCUGACGAGGUGUUGCGUAAAGGUUCAGGGACCCUGUGCGAGGCGUUGUUGAUGGUGCAAGCUUUCCACGGCAACAUCGUGUUCCCCAACAAGCAGGAGCAGGUGUUCAAUAAGCUCACAGACGACGGCCAUGUCCUGGAUUCGGAGACCUAUGUGGGCGGCCACGUCGAGGCUCUUGAGUCUGGAGUGUUCCGUAGCGACAUCCCGUGCCGCUUCAAAAUGAAUCCGUCAGCAUUUGACGUUUUGCUUCAGAGAGUGGAGCGGACCCUCCGUCAUGCCGUCGAAGAGGAGGAGAAGAUCCCACUGGACCAAGUCACUAACUUUAAUGAGGUUUGUGAUGAGAUCAAGAAGAAGCUCAUUUCUUUGAAAGAAGUGCCGAACAGGAUUGAGUGUCCUCUCAUUUAUCAUCUGGACGUAGGGGCCAUGUACCCCAACAUCAUCCUUACCAACAGAUUGCAGCCGUCUGCCAUGGUGGACGAGGCGACCUGUGCUGCGUGUGAUUUUAAUAAACCUGGAGCUACCUGCCAGAGGAGGAUGUCCUGGCGAUGGAGAGGAGAAAUCAUGCCAGCUAAUCGUAGUGAGUUCCACCGCAUUCAGCAGCAGCUGGAGUCUGAAAAAUUCCCACCUCUGUUCCCUAACGAGCCUCGUGCCUUCCAUGAGCUGAACCGAGAGGAACAGGCUCGACAUGAAAAGAAGCGUCUGGGAGACUACUGUCGGAGGGCCUACAAGAAGGUGCACUUGACGAGGCUGGAAGAAAGAGUCACCACAAUAUGCCAGAGAGAGAAUUCCUUUUACGUCGACACGGUGCGAGCGUUCCGAGAUCGACGCUACGAGUUUAAAGGACUGCAUAAGGUAUGGAAGAAGAAGUUGUCUGUGGCUCAGGAGAACAGCGACGCAGCCGAAGUGAAGCGAUGUAAAAACAUGGAGAUCCUAUACGAGUCUCUGCAGCUCGCUCAUAAAUGCAUCCUUAAUUCCUUCUACGGUUACGUCAUGAGAAAAGGAGCGAGAUGGUAUUCCAUGGAAAUGGCCGGCAUUGUUUGUCACACGGGAGCCAACAUAAUCACACAGGCCAGAGAGCUGAUCGAACAGAUUGGGAGGCCCUUGGAAUUGGAUACUGAUGGUAUCUGGUGUGUCCUGCCAAACUCCUUCCCUGAGAACUUUGUCAUCAAGUCCACCAAUGAGAAGAAGCCCAAAGUGACUAUAAGUUACCCUGGGGCCAUGUUGAACAUCAUGGUCAAGGAAGGCUUUACCAAUGAUCAGUACCAGGAGUUGGUGGACCCGGCCUCGCUCACGUACGAGACGAGGCCGGAGAACAGCAUCUUCUUCGAGGUGGACGGACCGUACCUGGCCAUGAUCCUUCCUGCAUCUAAAGAGGAGGGAAAGAAGCUAAAAAAGAGAUACGCUGUAUUUAACGAGGACGGCUCUCUGGCUGAGCUGAAGGGGUUCGAGAUAAAGAGGAGAGGAGAGCUCCAGCUCAUUAAGAUCUUCCAGUCGUCCGUGUUCGAGGCUUUCCUCAAAGGCACCACUCUGGAGGAAGUCUACGCCUCGGUCGCCAAAGUGGCCGAUUACUGGCUCGAUGUGCUCUACAGCAAGGCAGCCAACAUGCCGGACGCUGAGCUCUUCGAGCUGAUUUCAGAAAACCGCUCCAUGUCCAGAAAACUGGAGGAUUACGGCGAGCAGAAAUCUACGUCCAUCAGCACGGCCAAACGCCUGGCCGAGUUUCUCGGAGAUCAGAUGGUCAAGGACGCCGGGCUAAGCUGUCGCUACGUCAUCUCUCGCAAACCUGAGGGCUCUCCUGUUACCGAGAGGGCGAUUCCUCUGGCCAUAUUCCAGGCUGAAGCUAGCGUGAAGAAACAUUUCCUGCGCAAAUGGCUGAAAAUGCCCAGCCUCCAUGACAUGGACAUCAGAUCAAUCCUGGACUGGGGUUACUACAUCGAGAGACUGGGAAGUGCCAUUCAGAAGAUCAUCACCAUUCCAGCAGCACUACAGCAGGUGAAGAACCCGGUGCCGCGAGUUCGCCACCCAGACUGGCUGCAUAAGAAGCUUUUGGAAAAAAAUGACAUCUACAAACAGAAGAAAAUCAGUGAGCUGUUCACAAGUGAAGGAAAGAGACAGGUAGCCAAUCAGAUGGAGUCUGGAAAGACCCCUGAUAUGGAGGACUUUGGGGUUCCACAGCGCCCUAUACAACCUGCCAUCCUCAUUAGUACUAAGAGGAAGCGAGCAUCUCAGGGUGAGGACAGCCAGACCGAGUCUCAGGAGCUGGAGCUGACACAGUCCUGGAGAGAGAUACUGGGUCCUCCUCCGCCUAUGGGUACAACACAGGAGGAAAGGUUGGUGUGGCUGCGCUACCAUAAGAAGAAGUGGGAGCUGCAGAUCCGGCAGAGGAAAGAGCGUCGGAAGAAGCGGCGCAUGCUAGAUGGAGAAGCUCAGCCAACUGGAGGCGGAGUCAUCAGGGACGGACCAACCACGGGGCUGGGAAACUUUCUUCGCAGGACAGCGCGGAGCAUCCUGGACAUGCCCUGGCAAAUAGUCCAGAUUGCCGAAACCAGUCAGCCAGGCCUGUUUAAGCUAUGGGCGGUGAUCGGCACUGACCUGCACUGCAUGAAGCUUAAUAUCCCGCGAGUGUUUUAUGUCAAUCAGAAAGUACCCAAGCAGGAAGAGGGAGCCACAUAUAAAAAGGUGAACCGUAUUUUGCCACGCGCCAACGUGGUGUAUUAUCUGUACCAGUAUUCCGUGCCUGAGGACAUGUAUCAGGAACACAUCAAUGAGAUCAAUGCAGACCUUUCUGCCCCAGACAUAGAGGGCGUCUACGAGACCCAGGUACCCCUGCUUUUCCGGGCUCUGGUGCAGCUUGGCUGCAUGUGUAUGGUUAAUAAGCAGGUGGUGAGAGCGCUGGCUGGCCGAGAAGCCGACACCUUCGAGCUGGAGCACCUGGAGAUGAGGUCACUCGCUCAGUUCGGCUACCUGGAGCCAGGCAGUGUGAGACACAUCUACCUGUACCAUCACAGUCAGGGCCACAAGGCUCUGUUCGGUCUCUUCAUCCCUUCUCAGCGAAAAGCCAGCGUCUUCGUCCUCGACACUGUCCGGAGUAACCAGAUGCCAAACUUGAGUACUCUGUAUGGAGCGGAGCGCACUGCACUGUUAGAAAAGACCUCAGAGGAGCUGCUGCCUCCAGAGAAGCACCUAUUUGAAGUGCGUGCUGAGAACGACGUGAAGGCCGUUUACCGUGCGGUGCAGCGUAUUCUGCUAAGCUAUAAGGUACGAGCGUCGGGUCCUACUCUGAUCGCUGUGCAGUCUAACUGGGAGCUGCGGCGUCUGGCGGCAGGCAUGAGCGUGCUGGAGGAGUUCCCCGUGGUUCCCGUGCAUGUGACUGACGACAUCAGCUACAACGUGUUGGACUGGCAGCGACACGGCGCACGCCGAAUGAUCAAACACUACCUAAACCUGGACAGCUGUCUUUCACAAGCCUUUGAUAUGGCCAGGUAUUAUCACUUGCCUGUAGGGAACCUACCUGAGGACAUCUCCAUAUUUGGUUCGGACCUCUUUCUGGCACGUCACUUGCGAAAGCACAACCACCUGCUCUGGCUUUCACCCACAGCCAGACCCGAUCUCGGGGGCAAAGAAGCAGACGAUAGCCGUCUGGUGAUGGAGAGCGAUGAGCGCGGCUCUGUGGAGAUCAACACUCCGGGAUGCUUCUCUACGGUGUGUGUGGAGUUGGACAUUCAGAGCUUGGCUGUAAACACCAUCCUUCAGUCGCAGCACGUGAACGACAUGGAGGGCGGGGCUAGCGCAGGCGUCAGCUUUGAUGUCAUCCAGCACGCAUCACUGGAGGACAUGAUUUCAGGAAACCAGGGGGCGAACGCUGUGGCUAGUUACGAUGAAACUGCACUCUGUUCUAACACUUUCAGGAUCCUGAAGAGUAUGGUGGUUAGCUGGGUGCGGGAGAUCACACAAUACCAUAAUGUGUACGCAGAUAACCAGGUGAUGCACUUCUACCGCUGGCUGCGUUCCCCCAGCUCGCUCCUGUACGACCCGGCGCUGCACCGCACACUGCUCAACAUGAUGAAGAAGAUUUUUCUCCAGCUGGUUGCUGAGUUUAAGCGGCUGGGUUCCUCCGUGGUCUACGGUAACUUCAACCGCAUCAUCCUCAGUACCAAGAAACGGCGCAUCGACGACGCCAUCUCCUAUGUGGAGUACAUCACCAAAAGCAUCCAUUCUCGAGAGAUCUUCCACUCACUGUCCAUCACCUUUUCCCGAUGCUGGGAGUUCCUCCUGUGGAUGGAUCCGGCUAACCACGGAGGCGUGAAAGGCAAAGUGCCCUCCAGCAUCUUGUACGGAGAGCAGACUGGCACAGACAAGAAAAAGAAAGGCAAGAAGGAAAGAGAGGAUGAGGCCAGUGAGGAGGAGGAGGAGGAGGAAUUGGAGGAAGAGCGAAGUGAAGAUGAGGAUGAGGUGGAGGACCUGAUUGAGAGCAACUGGAACAUCAUGCAGUAUCUACCUCAGGCUGCUUCCUGUCAGAAAUACUUCCUUAUGAUCAUCUCAGCAUAUAUUGCCGCUGUGUAUCACAGCAUGAGGGAGGAGCUCAGGCGAAAUGCUCCUGGAGCCACGCCUAUAAAAAGGAGGGGCGGAAGCCAAGUGUCCCAACCAGCUGCUGGUGACAUCAGCGCACUUCCUGGCAUGAUCACAUUCUCUCAGGAGUACGUGUCUAGCGAGCUGACUCAGAACAUCUUCACCAUCACACAGAAGAUCCAGAAAAAGGUGUGUGGAACACGCAGCGUGGCUCAGCCAUCUGAGAUGUUCCCCGUGCUGCCCGGAUCACAUCUGCCCCUCAACAACCCCGCGCUGGAGUUCAUCAAAUAUGUCUGUCAGGUUCUCUCACUGGACGCAAACAUCGUGAACCAGGUAAAUAAACUGAAGCGGGAUCUCCUGCGCUUGGUGGAGGUCGGAGAGUUCUCCGAGGAUGCUCAAUUCCGUGACCCCUGCAACUCGUACGUCCUGCCGGAGGUCAUCUGUCACCAGUGCAAUUUUUGCCGCGACCUCGACCUGUGCAAGGACCCUUCGGUUGCACCGGACGGCUCGGUCCUGCCACAGUGGUUCUGCUCGAACUGCCAGGCGCAGUACGACACAGACUACAUCGAGACGGCUCUGUUGGAGGCUUUGCAGAAAAAACUGAUGAGUUACACUCUGCAGGACCUGGAGUGCGCUAAAUGCCGAGGGGUGAAAGAAGCCAACAUGCCUUUGUACUGCAGCUGCGCUGGAGACUUCAGUCUGACCUUCAGCACCAAGAGCUUCACAGAGCAGGUUGAUGUGUUCAGAAGCAUCGCUGCCCAUUACAACAUGAACUUCCUGCUGGAGAACAUCGACUGGAUCCUGAGGAUGAACAGUUAGUGUGUGUGUGUGUGUGUUGUGUUUUUGUGAUCAUAGUGUACGUGUAGAUUUUGUAGCACUUUUGUACAAAUUUUCUUCUUUUUUUUUUUUUUUUUACAUUUUGUAUUGUAUGAAGAUGUUUUUUAACCAUAUUUCAGAACAUUGUUUAGGUAAACGAUGAUAAAGUAUAUGAUGUGUUGGGUUUAAAUAUUUUGUACUUGAAUAUAAAAUAAAACUGUGACUUGUA